AUGGGCGGAGCUUAUUUAUCUCUUAUUGCAAAACGUGUACAGAUAGAUUAUGCUGAUCCGAAUCAUAGAUGGUUUGACAUUGUAAAGCUAAGAAGAGUACAUAAAGGUGAGAAGCCAUUUAAAUGUCGUGUAUGUGAGAAGAGUUUUACAUCAACUGCUUUACGUAACCAGCAUAUGGUGGUCCAUUGGGGACAUAAGACGUAUAUCUGUGACGUAUGCGGUAAAGGAUUUAUGAGUCGUAAACAUUUUAAAGAUCACAUGAGGAUACAUGACGGAGAGCAACCUCACAAAUGUGAAACCUGCGGCAAAGAUUUCAUCUACUACAGGAGUUUAGUUCGACAUAUGCUGGUGCACAUAGACCCUAGAGAAAGACCAAAACCAUAUAAAUGUGAAUAUUGUAACAAGGAGUAUACAGAAGUGACUGGCUUUAAACAUCAUAUGAGAGCUGUUCAUACAGGUGAAACACCAUUCCAGUGUGACAUAUGUGGCGAGUCAUUUCAUCGUAAUGAUAAAUUGAAACGUCACAUUAAGUCUCGUCAUCACGUUGCCAAGGGCAACAAGGAGUUAAUAGUGACAACAAGACGUGCAUCACAUGGAUUUCCAGUCAUUGUGAAAGCUGAGAAUGAACAUCAGGAAGAUUUACUAGAGAUUGUGGAGGGAAAUGAAGUAGAGGGAGGACAAAAUGAGCUACAUGUAGACGUAAUUCAACAAGAAAAUGAUGGGCAACAACAAGUAUACCUUAUAGGCUUAGGACAAGGAGGGGAGGCAGCUUAUUUACAGGAAAUACAAGUGAUUGAAGGUCCUGAUGGCACAAGAUAUAUUAUAGCAGGAUCAGGCGAGGAACUACAAGUUAUUGAGUCUUCUAACUUACAAGUUACUGAGCAUGUUCAGGAGGGUGAGAUUGUAGAGGGAGGAGUUAUACAGCAGAUACAACAAGUGGAACAUAUUAAGGAUUCUAGUAGUGGAAAUAUUUUGGUCAUGAAUGAUGGUGAAGAACAGACAUUAAGUACAUUGGCAAACAUGGCGAGUGAAGCUUCAGUGGUUAAAUUAGAUUAG
Molecule: messenger RNA, 1056 nt
Organism: Ruditapes philippinarum (Manila clam)
Lineage: Eukaryota; Metazoa; Mollusca; Bivalvia; Venerida; Veneridae
Product: zinc finger protein 229-like
Exons: 6
Coding region: 1-1056 (351 amino acids)
Biological process (GO): regulation of transcription by RNA polymerase II
Cellular component (GO): nucleus
Molecular function (GO): DNA-binding transcription factor activity, RNA polymerase II-specific; RNA polymerase II transcription regulatory region sequence-specific DNA binding
Source: RefSeq, a predicted model, not a curated record